AUUUUACUUUAUAAGUCAUGAGUCAAAGUCUUCUCAUUACUCUCUCCCUCCAAUAAAACUAGUAUCUAAGUAUCUUCACAUAAUAUUGUUCUUCAAAGUUUAAGAGACAUGGAGAGUGAAAACAAUCUCAAGAAGAAACAGAAGCUAGAGGUAUCUGAUAUACUCAAGGCAGCUAUAAUCAUAUAUGUUAAAAAUUUCAAUUUUAUGAUCUUCACUUUUCUCACUUCUCUUCCUCUAUUUUGUAUCAUGGUUUACUUUGAAAUUCAGCUUCAAGAAACCAUAGUUGAAACCUUCCAUAUUGUUAACUCAAAGGAUGUAGAUGUUCACCAUAGUUACACUGGUUCCAUUCUAGAUUAUUUUAUGAAUAAUUAUUAUUACCUUAAGUUGAUUCAACUUGGUUUGAUUUAUAUAUUUCCUCUCCAUGUUCUAGAGUUUGGAACUGCAAUUAUCACUGUAGAUUUAGCUUCAAAGUUAGGUUCACAACAAGAGAAGAAAAUGACACUUAAGGUGAUGUUUGAAAAAUCUCUUGAUUCAUCAAAAUUGAGAGGCUCAUUUCUCACUUUUAUAUAUGUUGUUUUCUUGACAACUACUCAUCAACUUGGAUUACUAUGGAUAGUUAUAAAUUGUUAUUUUUACUUGAAGGAUUUGAGUUUUGUGGUUUUUGCAUUGAUUUGUAGCAUGUUGUUUGCAAAGUUGUUAAAGAUGUAUUUGGAAUGGAGUUCUAUAUGGAAUACGAGUCUUGUAAUUUCAAUACUUGAAGGGAUUUAUGGUAUUGAUGCAUUAGUACUUUCACUUAAUUUCAGCAGAGGGUGCCAAAGAAAAGGGCUUUUUCUGAUGUUGAUUUUCUUUGCAUGGGGACAGUUUUUGAGAUUUUUCUGCUACUAUGUUGGAGGCUAUGAACAAGGUAAUGGAAUUUUCAUACAAGUUGGAUUGUUCUGCAUGGUGAUUCCAUUGAAAUGGGUGGUUUUUAUGAUCUAUUUUCAUGAUUGCAAGGAGAGAUAUUUGGAAAAGAAAAUGGAUGAGGAAUUAGGCAAAGAUGUAAGAGGGGUGAGUGAGUGAGAGUGGAUUGAGGUAGUUUCAGGUUAUGUAGCCACUUUAAUAUGUUUAAACAAUAAAUGUUAUCAAUACUGUAUUAUGAUUGUAUGAUAUUUAACAGCUUAUAGUAAGUGAAAAACUUUCUAUCCAUUGUGAUUGGUUUGUUUAUAUCAGCUAUAAAAUAGAGGUGAUUAAAUGUAAUCACAUGUGCCGACAGACGGACA
Medicago truncatula (barrel medic) is the source of this 1259-nucleotide messenger RNA. RefSeq lists its product as uncharacterized. Bases 109 to 1059 code for a protein of 316 amino acids. The record is from RefSeq and is a predicted model, not a curated record. The transcript has a single exon. NCBI's taxonomy places the organism in Eukaryota, Viridiplantae, Streptophyta, Magnoliopsida, Fabales, Fabaceae.